This is a messenger RNA of Oryza brachyantha (malo sina), 1706 nucleotides long. RefSeq names its product nicotianamine aminotransferase 1-like. Gene Ontology annotation, biological process: biosynthetic process; amino acid metabolic process. The coding region runs from base 101 to 1387 and encodes 428 amino acids. Lineage: Eukaryota; Viridiplantae; Streptophyta; Magnoliopsida; Poales; Poaceae. Gene Ontology annotation, molecular function: transaminase activity; pyridoxal phosphate binding. The transcript is spliced from 6 exons. The record is from RefSeq and is a predicted model, not a curated record.
CGCGCGCACACUCUCUCUCACUCUCACUCUCACUCUCACGUACUCACUCACACGGCUCUGCCCGCUCUCUCCGGCUCCGAUCGGCUGGCGCGUCCCUCCAAUGGAGAACGGCGGCAAUGGCAACGAGGCGCCGGCGUGGCGGUUCGGGGCGGCGAGCCCGGGGCUGGAGGCGGCGAGGGCGCAGAGCAUCCGCGCGCUCGUCUACCGGAUGUACGACUGCCUCGACCGCGGCGACGCGCGGCCCGUGGCGCCGCUCGCCCACGGCGACCCGGCCGCCUUCGCCUGCUUCAGCGCGGCGCCGCCCGCCACGGACGCCGUCGCCGCCGCCGCCGCCUCCGGCGCGCACAACACCUACGCCCCCGCCGCCGGGCUCGCGGAGGCGUGCAGUGCGGUGGCGGCGCACCUGUCCCGCGAGCUACCCUACGAGGUGUCGCCCGCCGACGUGGUGCUCACCGCCGGCUGCAACCACGCCAUCGAGAUCAUGAUGUCCGUGCUCGCCUCGCCGGGCGCCAACGUGCUGCUCCCGCGGCCGGGCUACCCGCUGUACGCGUCGCGCGCCGCGCUGAGCGGCCUCGAGUUCCGCCACUUCGACCUCCUCCCGGACAGGGAGUGGGAGGUCGACCUCGCCGGCGUCGAGGCCCUCGCCGACGAGAACACCGUCGCCAUCGUCAUCGUCAACCCCAACAACCCCUGCGGCUGCGUCUACUCCCGCGACCACCUCGCCAAGAUCGCGGCGACGGCGAGGAAGCUGGGGAUCAUGGUGAUCAGCGACGAGGUGUACGACCACUUCGCGUUCGGGAGCAAGCCGUUCGUGCCGAUGGGGGUGUUCGGCGAGGUCGCGCCGGUGGUGACGCUGGGCGGCAUCUCCAAGCGCUGGAUGGUCCCCGGCUGGCGCCUCGGCUGGAUAGCCGCCACCGAUCCCAACGGAAUCCUCAGGAAGAAGAAGAUCAUGGAGUCCAUCAUAGACUACCGUGCCAUCUCGGUCGAUCCUGUAACGUUUGUUCAGGGGGCUUUGCCCGAGAUCCUCGCGAAGACGGAGGAGGCGUUCUUCAGCGAGGCGCUGGGCGUGGUGAGGCAGGCCGCGGAGAUAUGCUACGAGAAGCUGAGGGGGAUCGAGUGCAUCGCCUGCCCUCACAAGCCGGAGGGCUCCAUGUUCGUCAUGGCGAAGCUGGACCUCUCGCGCCUGGAUGGCAUAGAGGAUGACGUCCACUUCUGCAGCAUGCUGGCCAGGGAGGAGUCCGUGGUGAUUUGCCCAGGGAGUGGACUAGGGAUGAAGAACUGGCUGAGGAUAACCUUCGCAGUUGAUCCACAGUUGCUUGAGGAUGGUCUAGAGCGAACCAAGUCUUUCUGUCAGAGGCAUGCUAAGAUCAAGGAGACCCACUCGUGAAUGCUGUCUCCGCUAUGGCUACAAGAAAAUAAAGUUUGAAUGAAGUUGGGCGUGUCAGUCAACUUCGAUCGACACGCAUGCAUCGUCGACGAAUUCCUCAAAUCGAGGAACUUGUGUGUAUCUUAGCUAUCCAACGAUCCAAAAUCAAGUUAAGCUUGCAAACCAUUCGAGGCAUUUCAUAUAUAUGGAUGGCUCGUGCAUAUUGUGAUCAGGGUUUCUGAAACUGUGUAUUGAGCCGUUACUGUCACUAAUCGGUAGCACGGUAACCGUGGAAACCAUAAAAACCAUGAUUGAUUCACAUUAAAACAAUUUGAUUUUA